Messenger RNA from Belonocnema kinseyi, 612 nucleotides. RefSeq lists its product as uncharacterized. Bases 76 to 534 code for a protein of 152 amino acids. Lineage: Eukaryota; Metazoa; Arthropoda; Insecta; Hymenoptera; Cynipidae. The record is from RefSeq and is a predicted model, not a curated record. The transcript is spliced from 2 exons.
AAAUCGCAAACUCUUGUGGUCGUCUGGCGUGCCGACUAAACAAAAUUUAUCGACAUAUCGUUAUCAGUGUUAGGUAUGGAGUCGGCAUCACCAUCCGCAUCAAAACCAACACCAGCACCUUAUGGCAUUGUUCCAGGUUGCUACGUUUCUAUGUACCUUAAAGGCCGCGGUGUUCUUGUUGGAGAGUUAUAUGCUCCCCCUGAACAGGAGGAUCGUAUAGGAGAUCGCUUUUAUGUAAUGUUGCCGAAUGGUAAUCUUUUACUUGCGAAACUCCAACUCAUCAAAACUCCAAAGAAGAGUAAUUUGAAGGAGAGCCGCUAUUUUAUACAAGUAGGACCAGACCGAUUUGUAUCAGAACUUCUUCAAAAUGUGCAAAUUGAUAACCCUGGUCGCGUUAUGUUAACAAGGAGAUUCUCUGAUGAGCCUAACAGAAUUCUUUUUCUUUGGGGAACUCUGGGUUACCUGUUACCUGACGCUGCUCCUCCUGUAUGGGCACGAAAUAUUUAUCCUCGUCAUUAUAAAAAGGAAAAUUAACUACAUUUUUUUAUUUUCCUGUGGUCUAUGAAUUAAGAAAGCUUUCAAGGAUAUAUGCGGUUUUCUUCAGCUUGUUUU